Molecule: messenger RNA, 707 nt
Organism: Corticium candelabrum
Lineage: Eukaryota; Metazoa; Porifera; Homoscleromorpha; Homosclerophorida; Plakinidae
Product: ribonuclease P/MRP protein subunit POP5-like
Exons: 4
Coding region: 85-507 (140 amino acids)
Biological process (GO): tRNA 5'-leader removal
Cellular component (GO): ribonuclease P complex
Molecular function (GO): ribonuclease P RNA binding
Source: RefSeq, a predicted model, not a curated record
CCAGAGCAGCAUACGGGCCAGAGCAGCAUACGGGCCGCAGAAGCGUCUGUUGAGGCAGCUGCGGAAACCCCAACGCUGAUUUGGAUGGUGCGUUUCAAGAACAGGUACUUGGUGCUGGAUUUGCAGUAUGAGGACAAGCAAAUUGAUCUUUCGGUGAGCAGCAGAGAUAUUCUGUCAAACCUCAGAGACGCUGUUUACAGCUUACACGGGGAUUUCGGACUUGCAUGCGUCAUGCGAUCAUUGGCUGUGAAAUACUGGAAUGUACAGACAGGUAUCGUUGUGGUCAAAUGUAGCAGAUCCUACUAUCGGCUGCUCUGGUCUUCUCUUACCUUUCUCAGAUCUUUGAAGCAACAAUCAUGUGCAUUUAGAACACUCAAAGUGUCAGGCACAAUACGAAAUUGUCAGAAAUUUUUGAUAGAGCACAACAAAGAAGUUUUACGCGUUACCUUGAGGCAAUGCAAGAGACCAGGCAUUGUAUUUGAUAGUGGACAAUGGUGUUUAUUGUAGAAAUUGAUGGUACGUGCCUUUUUGUUUUGUGCUUGCUUGUUUGUCAUUCUUCAUUGUUCUGUCUACCUGUAUGUUUUUGUAUGUAGUUUGCAUUUGUGUUAGUAGUAAUAAUUAACUGUCUUUGUGCUUGCUAGUGUGUUUGCCUGUCUGUUGUGGUUUACUGCUUUGUGAAAUAUUAAUAUGCCGUAUUCUUAAUAACG